AUUUGAGUGUUUUCUCCUAUAUAGAAGCCGUGCUGUGGUCGAAUGGCUGCCCUUUUGAAGUUGGCCGUGCUUUAAAGGAGUAACGUGGUAUUUUAAUUCAGCUUCAAAAUGCCGCCUAAGAAGUCUAUGGAAGAAACCGAUCGGUUAACUCGAAUAGCUAUUGUGAACUCUGAUAAGUGUAAGCCUAAGCGAUGUAGGCAAGAAUGUAAACGUUCUUGUCCUGUUGUGCGAAUGGGAAAACUUUGUAUAGAGGUUACUCCAAAUAGUAAAAUAGCCUCAAUUUCUGAAGAAUUGUGUAUUGGAUGCGGUAUCUGUGUUAAGAAAUGCCCAUUUGAAGCGAUAUCUAUUAUUAAUCUUCCAAGUAACUUGGAAAAAGAAACAACUCAUCGAUAUUCAAAAAAUUCAUUUAAACUACAUAGACUUCCAAUUCCAAGACCAGGUGAGGUUCUUGGACUAGUUGGAACCAAUGGAAUUGGAAAAUCAAGUGCGCUCAAAAUAUUAGCAGGCAAACAAAAGCCUAAUUUAGGUCGUUUUACGGAUCCCCCAGAUUGGACAGAGAUUCUCAGUCACUUUAGAGGUAGUGAACUGCAGAAUUAUUUUACCAAAAUUUUAGAAGAUGAUUUGAAAGCACUUAUUAAGCCGCAAUAUGUCGAUCAGAUCCCAAAAGCUGUAAAAGGCACUGUCCAGCAACUGCUUGAUAAGAAAGAUGAGUGCAAAAAUCAAAUUGAAAUUUGCAAAAUGCUAGAUUUAACGCACAUACGUGAUCGAGGAAUUGAAGCUCUCUCAGGAGGAGAAUUGCAAAGGUUUGCAUGUGCUAUGGUCUGCAUUCAAGAUGGUGAUAUUUUCAUGUUUGAUGAACCAUCUUCUUAUUUAGAUGUAAAGCAACGUCUGAACGCUGCUGUUACAAUUAGGUCUCUUAUACAUCCUGAUAAAUUCAUAAUAGUAGUAGAACACGAUUUGUCCGUUUUGGACUACUUGUCUGACUUUAUAUGCUGUCUGUAUGGUGUUCCCGGUGCUUAUGGUGUUGUCACUAUGCCAUUUUCGGUUCGAGAAGGUAUUAAUAUUUUCCUUGAUGGAUUUGUGCCGACUGAGAACCUGCGUUUUCGCGAAGAGUCUCUUGUUUUCAAAGUGGCAGAAAGUGCAACCGAAGAAGAAGUAAAGCGUAUGAAUCACUAUGAAUAUCCAGCUAUGGUUAAAACUAUGGGUUCGUUUGAAUUAACAGUGGAAAGAGGACAGUUUACAGAUUCCGAGAUUCUGGUACUAUUAGGUGAAAAUGGAACUGGAAAAACUACAUUCAUAAGAAUGUUAGCUGGUAAUUUACCACCAGAUGACGGUUCAGGAAAUAUCCCACAGUUACACAUUAGUUACAAGCCGCAAAAAAUUAGUCCCAAGUCACAGGGCAUCGUCAGGCAAUUAUUACAUGAAAAAAUUAGAGAUGCAUACGUUCAUCCACAAUUUGUUACUGAUGUUAUGAAGCCUCUAAAGAUUGACGAUAUUAUGGAUCAAGAGGUACAAAAUCUGUCUGGAGGAGAGUUGCAACGGGUUGCAUUGGCACUAUGUCUUGGAAAACCUGCAGAUGUCUACCUAAUUGACGAACCUUCUGCAUACUUAGAUUCCGAACAGCGUCUAGUGGCUGCGAAAGUCAUAAAAAGGUUUAUAUUGCAUGCGAAGAAGACUGGAUUUGUUGUGGAGCAUGACUUCAUAAUGGCUACAUAUUUAGCUGAUCGUGUUAUCGUAUUCUCUGGAGUACCUUCCCUUAAAACUGUUGCACAUAGCCCACAGUCGUUGUUGAAUGGUAUGAAUAGGUUCUUGGAGUUAUUAGGAAUAACGUUUAGACGAGAUCCCAAUAACUUCCGACCGAGAAUCAACAAAAAUCAAUCCGUUAAGGAUCUGGAACAGAAGAAGGCCGGCCAAUAUUUCUUCCUUGAAGAAUAAUGUGCAUAUGUUUGCCGAUAACUUAGGUAAUCUUCACUGCAUGGAAACAAUCCGACUUUUCAACAUUUGCGAACACGUGAUGAUUAUCUCGAAAUAAAUUUACUGGAAAUGUCGAUUUGGAUUUUUGUUACUAACACUCAUCUCAUUGUUUUACAUUUCAUCACGAAUAUUUAAUCCGUUUCCUUACGAAUUUUCAGUUCCUGAAAAGUUGAUUUCAAUCAAUGCAAUUUGAUCUACUUUGCUAAACUUGUCAUUUAGUCAAAGGAAUCAGAAUGAAAAAUUAUUCACGUAUUUACCAUUGAUUUUAUAUGAAAGGAAAGAUAAGAACCCAAUGAGAACAUAAAUUUGAACAUUGUAUAGAUAUAAUUGAAUGAAUUUUUAUAUUUAAUUUAUACAUAAGCAUGAUCAAGAUAUUAAGUCAGCCAUUAAUUAGCACUAUAAAGUAUUUGGUGUUGUAUAUGAAUUGUUUGAUAUUUUUCUUUGCUUUUGAAGUACUUAUACAAGACUCGGUGAAAGAUGUUAUAUUUUUACGGUGUAAUUUAUUGCAUUACAUAAAUACGCGUGCAAACAUUUCAUAUGCUUUUAUAUACGAAAUCCCAAAAGACAGGAAAUUGUUUUUUUUAUUAUUUUUUUUUAUUGAGAAUACUCUGAACUUGCCUAACACGCAUCAGAAACCAAUAAUCAUAUUCUAUGGUAAAUGUUUUACAGUAACUAUAAUACGAUGUAACAGUUUAUAUUGUCACAAAUCGAAACAGUUUGUACGGAAUCAUGAUUCAAUUUUUGAUUAUAGUCAUUGACUUUUAUAUUGGCAGGGUACAGUGGGAUAAGUUUAUAGUCAAAUUUUGAGACAUCGAUUUAGCAUAUAAAUGUUCACUUUGUAUAUUUCGUCGUCAUAUUUCUUUAACAAGAAUUACAAUGAUCACGGUAAAGGUAACGUCAAUAUAACAUUUAACAUAUAUCUAGUUACUUAUUAAUUGUAACAGUCAUAAUCACGACAUAUAAUUAAAUAUGUACAGUAACUUUUUCAAUAUAUCUAAAUCGUGUAUUAUCUAUACAUAUAUGUAUAUCUUUUUAUUGUUUAUUGUACGAAACAAUUCCACGUAUUUGUCAACGUUAAUGGGUACACACUGUAAUAAAAAUGUUAUUACACGA
Messenger RNA from Orussus abietinus, 3087 nucleotides. It is a transcript of the gene pix, whose product is annotated as ATP-binding cassette sub-family E member 1. Bases 109 to 1935 code for a protein of 608 amino acids. NCBI's taxonomy places the organism in Eukaryota, Metazoa, Arthropoda, Insecta, Hymenoptera, Orussidae. The record is from RefSeq and is a predicted model, not a curated record. Gene Ontology annotation, molecular function: ribosomal small subunit binding; ATP binding; iron ion binding. Gene Ontology annotation, biological process: translational termination; translational initiation; ribosomal subunit export from nucleus. The transcript has 9 exons.